Molecule: messenger RNA, 2062 nt
Organism: Amorphotheca resinae ATCC 22711
Lineage: Eukaryota; Fungi; Ascomycota; Leotiomycetes; Helotiales; Amorphothecaceae
Exons: 5
Coding region: 9-1853 (614 amino acids)
Biological process (GO): protein phosphorylation
Molecular function (GO): ATP binding; protein kinase activity
Source: RefSeq, a predicted model, not a curated record
CAAGCAACAUGGUGGAAGAGAAUGCAGCAUCGCAAUACCAGGUUCUGGAGGAGCUCGGGAGUGGCAGUUUUGGAGUCGUCUAUAAGGCAAUUGAACGUGCGACUGGGGAAAUCGUUGCCAUUAAGCAUAUCGAUUUAGAAUCCAGCGAGGAUGAUAUCCAGGAAAUCCAACAAGAGAUCUCGGUGCUCAGCACAUGUGCCAGUCCUUUUGUGACUCAAUACAAAGCCAGCUUUCUUCGAGGACACAAGCUAUGGAUCGUAAUGGAAUACUUGGGAGGGGGUUCAUGCUUGGAUUUGCUUAAACCCGGCCCGUUCAACGAAGGCCAUAUCGCUGUGAUCUGCAGAGAACUGCUCCUUGGGCUCGACUAUUUACAUCAGGAAGGAAAGAUACACAGAGAUAUCAAGGCUGCAAAUGUGUUACUGUCGACAUCCGGCAAAGUCAAGCUGGCCGACUUUGGAGUUGCGGCACAACUUACAAACAUAAAGUCGCAACGGAAUACAUUUGUCGGUACCCCUUUUUGGAUGGCCCCGGAGGUCAUACAGCAGGCUGGGUAUGACUUUAAGGCCGAUAUCUGGUCUCUUGGUAUCACGGCAAUGGAACUUAUCAAUGGGGAGCCUCCCAAUGCCUCAACUCACCCGAUGAAAGUCUUAUUCCUUAUUCCCAAGGCCCCCGCACCAAGACUAGAAGGCCCCAACUAUAGCAAAGAUUUCAAAGACUUUGUAGCACAAUGCUUGGUCAAGGACUGCGACCGAAGACCUACGGCAAGAGAGCUCUUGAAACACAAGUUCAUCCGUUCUGCAGGCAAGGUCGAGGCUUUACAAGAAUUGAUCGAGAGGAAACAAGAAUGGGACGGUGGACGGAACCGUCCCUCUCACCCAAGAUUCUAUGAAGAGACACUCAAUACGAUGUCCCCUAAGGACGACCCCGAUCAAUGGGUCUUUGAUACGAUCAAAGCUUCUACUAUUGCAUCUAGGAAAAGUUCCACAAAGAGGCGCAAACUAUCCGUCAUUCAUGCAAAUGGCCAAGGUCUUUAUGAGGGUGUUGAAGAGGCACUCAAAAGACUUGACAUAAAAGACUCCCCCCUUGAAUACUCAUCACCUCCCUCAGGAACUGUCAAAAAGGGCACUGUCCGCAAACAACCCUCAAUCAUUCAGCUUGCAUCACCGGUGAAGCCGCGUCAGGCCAGCAAUCAGAGGCGCCCUCUCCAACCCGACAUGAGUUUUGGUAAUACAGGUUCCACCGUUCGUCUCUUCCGCAGGGUGUCAGACAAUUCGACAUUAGCUCAGGUAUCCUCGGAAUACGAUUAUUCGCCCCCUGGCUUGACCCGUGACGAGAACAGACCACCAAUUGCGGAGACCACCACAAAAGAUGCGAUACUUGGGAGACGCGUUUUCAAUAAAAUUUUCGACCCAUCAUUUCAAGAGCUCCACGCGCAGACUAGCAACCAGGCGAAAAGAGAAGCCCUCUCAAGACUAGCAGACGCCUGGAGUGCUCUGGAUGCUGUUGACCCCGAAGGAGAAUACCAAUUGUUCAAGCUCAUGAUUGACAGAGUGCAGUCCGAACCCAAGCUAGCCUCAUUGCACUCACCUUCCAAAGGCGUGGCUGGGGAUGGGACCCCUCAAGUAACUCCAAAGAAGUCUGGUGCCAAGUUGGUGCUGGCGCAGAGCAAUCCACAUCUCCAGAGUCACCGCCGAAGACAGUCUAGUAUGCAACCAGUUGCAGAGCAUCGUGAAAAGUUGUCCAACCUCCCAGGCCAAGCAGUGAUGGCCGGCAUGGAGCACACGAAACAGCUUGCAGAUGUUCUCUACAACAGGUGGUCCGAGGGAUUGAGAAACCGGUGGCCUGCUGUAUAAACUCGCUCCUCUUUGGAUUUUCCGACGCUCCUAUUUUGCAUCCAUUACAGAGGGAUCUGUACAACAGUGCGGAGCGGAUUUCGUCAUAUCUGACAGAACAUAGACGAGAGGACCGGGGAGAAGAGCAGGGCAUAUUUUGGGAGUUCACUGUACCAACUCUGGCAUUUGAUGACUGAUGAUAACGUUUCUCCUCUACCUUUGAUUCUUAC